This is a messenger RNA of Oldenlandia corymbosa var. corymbosa, 1242 nucleotides long. The record is from the annotation of a GenBank genome assembly. Lineage: Eukaryota; Viridiplantae; Streptophyta; Magnoliopsida; Gentianales; Rubiaceae.
AUGGCUACGAAGAUCUCUACUAAAACCAGGUUUCCCCAUGGUGCUGUUUUCUUGAUAAUCUUUUUGUUACUUCUGCAACCACAUGUGAGCUGUUCAAGAAAGCUGUUACCAGCAUCCGCGGAUCCUCAUUCUUCCGCCGAUCCUCCGACUGAUAACAAUGGCUUGCAGCAGAAAAGUUGCAAGUUUGACAAAAUGUUUAACCUGGGCGAUGCUUCGUCCGACACGGGAAACCGUGUUCGCGAAAAUCAAUCGGAGAUUCCGUGCUCAUCAUUUCCAUACGGAAUCACUCUUGGACGACCUACGGGAAGAUGCUCUAACGGCCUACUGAUGAUCGAUUACUUCGCCCGAGCCUUUGGUUUGCCCUACCUUAAUCCUUACGAAGCUGAUUGGGAAGUUUUCGAUAAUGGAGUCAACUUUGCUGUUGCCGGGGCUACUGCAUUGCCUGUUGAGACCUUACAAGCUAAGGGUCUUCCAUCUCAUAAAGGCAACACGGAUUACUGGCUUGGGACCAUCGGCAUUCAGUCACUUCAUAUCGCAACUAAAAGUUCUCUAAGUGUCCAAAUAGAACGGAUGUCGACUUACUUCAACAAAACUUGUAAGACCCGGGCAGCAUGCAAAGAGUAUUUGCAAAAUUCAGUAUUUUUCGUUGGUAACAUUGGAGAAACCGAUUUCAAUUUCGCAUUCUUUGGACUUGGGGGAUCGGAGUUUGUUGGUCUUACCCGAGAAAUAGUUAAGAGCAUUAUGGAAGGUGUUAGAGCCGUGAUCCGGUUUGGAGCGACUAAAGUUAUUGUUCCUGGACGUUUCCCAAUUGGUUGUCUUCCCAUGUCUCUAAACUAUCACAACCCUGCGGAAGACAGUCCAUCAUUUUACGAUUCUAAUCAAUGUUUGAAGGGAUACAAUAGUUGGGCUGCUCAUCACAACGAGAUUCUAAAAGUAGCCAUUGAAGAUCUCAAACGGGAACAUCCCGAUGUUACUAUUGUAUAUGCCGAUUACUACAAUGCCUACUUGUCUCUUUUAACCAACGCCGAAAAACUUGGAUUCGAGAACAAGUUUUCAGCUUCUUGUAGGAGUGGAGAUAGGUUCAACUUUUCUUUUGAUAAAACAUGUGGGAAAGCUGAAUCUUGUUCGAAUCCGGAGAGUUAUAUCAGUUGGGAUGGAUUCACCACCACGCAACAAGCUAACAAAUUUAUGGUUGACUAUCUCCUCGACUCCAUCAUGCCUCAGUUGAAUUGUAGUAGUUAA